Messenger RNA from Haliotis rubra (blacklip abalone), 1328 nucleotides. RefSeq names its product D-aspartate oxidase-like. The record is from RefSeq and is a predicted model, not a curated record. Gene Ontology annotation, molecular function: D-amino-acid oxidase activity; FAD binding. The transcript is spliced from 11 exons. Bases 156 to 1145 code for a protein of 329 amino acids. NCBI's taxonomy places the organism in Eukaryota, Metazoa, Mollusca, Gastropoda, Lepetellida, Haliotidae.
GUAUGUUUAUGUUUGGCUCACGACUGUCACGUUGUAGAGACAAGCCAGCAGGCUGUUAUUACAAGCGCGACUGUCGGUAACUGCUGUGGGGAUCUCAGCGCUCGCUCUUGACAUACAACAGUAGUUGGUAGCAUACCAGUAGGAUUACCCUUGGGAUGGCUCGGGUUGCCGUCAUUGGUGCCGGCGUGGUUGGAAUCUCUACUGCCAUUAACAUCCAGGAACACAUGCCGGGAAGUCAGGUGACCAUUAUUGCCGACAAUUUCAACCAGGCCACGACAAGUGUCGGUGCCGGGGCUUGGAUAGUUCCCUGGGCACCGGGUGUCGACGACGCAACUCAGAGGAAAUGGGGGCGAACCUCCAUGGACUACUUUAUCAAGCUGGCAGUAUCAGAAGAAAGUGCCGACAGUGGUGCCAGCAUUUGUAUGGGGAUACAUUAUAGCGUUGAACCCGAGACUCCUCCUUACAAACAUCUCAUGCUUUCCUUUGACCCACUGUCCAAGGAGAGUGCCGAGAAACUGAAUUUGGGAAAGUUCUAUUGCUUCACAUAUACAACCGUUGUCGUGGACAUGAGGACCUAUCUCUACUGGCUCAUGGCAAGGUUCAAAGCCCGAGGUGGGGCUGUGCAGCAGAGGAAAGUGAAGUCAUUCCAAGAGCUUGAAGCCGAGUAUGACGUGGUGGUUAACUGUGCUGGGUUAGGGGCCAAGGCCCUGACUGGAGACGAGAAGUUGCAGCCAAUGAGGGGGCAGAUGCUGAGGGUGUCCGCUCCAUGGGUGAAACACUUCCUACACAGCUCUAACUCAUUCUACUUUAUCCCCAAUGUGGACAACGUUGGUAUUGGAGGCAUCAAGACUGUCGGGGAUUACGACACCAGCGUGAGCCAUGAUACGUCCAAGCACAUCUGGGAGAACAUCACUAAGCUGUGGCCUCCCCUCAAGAAAGCUAGACCGUUGUGGGAGUGGACGGGACUGAGGCCCCACAGGGUUCCCCCCAGAGUGGAGCCUGAGGUCAUCCGAUAUGGAAACAAGAGCCUCAAGGUUGUGCAUAACUACGGUCACGGGACGACUGGCAUCAGUUUGAGUUGGGGAACGGCCGUUCACGCAGCAGAACUUGUUAAAGAAAUGUUUGCACCUACGUCACGACUUUGAAUUAUCUCCCCUUGGUGGCAUUGUGUCGGCUCAUCUCAGUCCGGGUCAUUUGGAACAACCCAUAUUGAAGUUUACCAUUUUGUUAUACAACCCAAUGUGCCGGCGGUGCCGGCGGUGCCGGCGGUCCAUACAAAAGUGCUACUUGUUAUGAAUUCUAUAUAUUAAUCAUUAAAAACAUUUCUA